Paraglomus occultum is the source of this 765-nucleotide messenger RNA. NCBI's taxonomy places the organism in Eukaryota, Fungi, Glomeromycota, Glomeromycetes, Paraglomerales, Paraglomeraceae. The record is from the annotation of a GenBank genome assembly.
AUGCAACCGGUUGAAAAACGCACUGAGGAACUCGAAGCCUUUAUUUCGCAACAAGUAAACAAAGCCUCUCAAAUCGCCAACACUCACGGACAAAAAGCCAAAGCUAAAAGUAUCGAAGGAAAGGAUAAAUUAGCCCAAGAGGCUGUCAAAAAGAUAAAACAACUAGAACAGCAAUUAAUUAAUCUUCAAGAAAACAAUAAACAAGACAAAACCCACUUCGAAGAAAAAAAUAACCAACAAGAGGCAAAAAUUCAAGGACUAAAAAACCAACUCACCCACCAACAAAAUCUGGUGGCUAAUAAAGACAGUUUUAUUAAGACUUUGGAGACUAAUUUGACCCAGAACAAGCAAGAAUUAGAGAAAACCAACCAAGAAUUAACUGCUGAAUUAAAAAAGAAUCAGGAACUAACUGCUAAGUGCCAAGAAAUUAACCAACUAGAACAAGCUCGUUUAACUCUAGAAGCCGAAGCCACUCAAUUACAACAAGAAGUAAAAGAACUUGCCCAAAAGAAUGAGAAACUAACUGAGAACUAUAACCAGACGCAAAAUAAUCAUCAGGAAGAGUUAAGGAAAAUAAAUGUUUUAUUUGACCCUAACUCUGCUAAUUAUGAAAGAAUUGAGUUUGAGGGAUUGUAUAGUUUAUUAGCAAGCAUUCAGCAAAAGAUUAAAGAGUUAGAACAAGAAAAUCAAAAUUCAACCAUACAAAUCACUGCCAUUCAGCAAGAAUUAACUCACUAUCAAGAAUUAUUUGCUUUCCCAGACUGA